UCUGGUGGGGACCGCUUUUUGCACCAUCCCUUUUGGCUUGUACUUCCCCUCACGUCAAUACAUGUAACUGCCUAAUUAAGCUGUUGAUUGUGGGCAAAGUCAAUAUUUGCUGGAAAGCUAAGAAUUAUUGUGCCUUUUAUAUGUCUCUAUGAUCACACUAUACACACUAUUUUAAGUGCUAGGAUUCCCUGUUAUUCUGGAGUGUGUGUCUUUCCCAUGUUGCUUCUAUUGACAAGCAACUUAGAUUACACUUUAAACAUGAGCAGAAUAUUUUGCUUGUAAGCAUUUGUAUCCUAUUAAGUAUCAAUUAAUUUGUGUAUAUAUAUAAACCAACCCCCACCCGAUUGUAUAUAUUUUUUUAAGUCCAAUAACAAAUGCAGAUGUCGAUUUCACGAGGAAUUUUUGUUUCUUAUUUUGCUUUAUUUCUUUGUGUUUGUGUUGUUUAUGAACCUUGUGUCCAGGCAUGGAGUAAAGAAGGUCAUUCCAUGACAUGCAAAAUUGCUCAGGAUUUGCUGGGACCAGAGGCGAAGCAUGCUGUCCAAAUGCUGUUACCUGAAAAUGUUAAUGGUGAUUUAUCGGCACUUAGCGUGUGGCCUGACCAAGUAAGACACUGGUAUAAGUACCGUUGGACGAGCCCUCUUCACUUCAUAGACACACCAGAUCAAGCCUGUAAUUUCAAUUAUCAGAGGGAUUGCCAUGAUCCACAUGGUGUUAAGGGUAUGUGUGUAGCGGGGGCAAUUCAGAACUUCACCAAUCAGCUUUCGCAUUAUCGGCACGGAACCUCUGAUCGACGCUAUAAUAUGACAGAGGCCUUGUUGUUCUUGGCACACUUCAUGGGAGAUAUUCAUCAGCCACUGCAUGUUGGAUUCACGAGUGACGAAGGAGGAAACACUAUAGACUUGCGCUGGUUCAGACACAAGUCAAAUCUGCACCAUGUAUGGGACAGAGAGAUAAUUCUUACAGCUGCAGCAGAUUACUACGGAAAGGACAUUGACCUCCUGCAAGAAGACAUUAAGGGAAACUUCACUGAUGGAAUCUGGUCUGGUGAUCUUGCCUCUUGGAGGGAAUGCAGUGAUAUAUUUUCUUGUGUCAACAAGUAUGCUGCUGAGAGUAUAAACAUGGCCUGCAAAUGGGGUUACAAAGAUGUUAAAUCAGGGGACACUCUUUCAGAUGAUUACUUUAAUUCAAGAUUGCCGAUUGUUAUGAAACGCAUAGCUCAGGGUGGAGUCCGUUUAGCUAUGAUUUUGAACCGGGUUUUCGGUGAUAGCAAAGAGGAUUCCUUAAUUGCUACUUAAUUCAACAGUCCCUGUACAUUUUAUUUUAGUUAAUCAUGUUAACAACUUCUUUGUAGCAUUUUCUUUAACCAAAAAAAUAAAAAUAAAAAUAUCUAGAUGGUAGAAUUCACUUGGUAAAAAUGAAUUAAUAAAAAUAAUUUGUUUCACAGUUGAAAGUAUUUCUGA
Messenger RNA from Erythranthe guttata (spotted monkey flower), 1460 nucleotides. RefSeq names its product bifunctional nuclease i (gene BFN1). Gene Ontology annotation, biological process: DNA catabolic process. NCBI's taxonomy places the organism in Eukaryota, Viridiplantae, Streptophyta, Magnoliopsida, Lamiales, Phrymaceae. Gene Ontology annotation, molecular function: endonuclease activity; nucleic acid binding. The record is from RefSeq and is a predicted model, not a curated record.